AUGGCUGAUUUAUUUUCAGAUAUUGGUGCAAUUGUUUCUGCAGGUGUUGGAAUAGCAACCACUAUUGCUUCAAAGGGGGAAGGUAUAUUCCUUACCGUUACAUCAGACGCCGAGGGUGCAUGGCAUACAGCAACUAGUGGUGUUGUAGUUCAUUUUGAUUCUAUAACCUCAAAGGGUGCACAAGAAUUUGAAAUUGUUACAUCAGAUGCCGCUGGUGUCUUUAGUACAGUUACUCAAGGUGCCGUGAGUGAAUUCUCGAUAGUUACAAGUAAAGGUGAAGGUGAAUUUAGUUCAAUAACUGGAGGUGGGGCAGCAGAUAUUUCUCGCGAGUCAUCAGCUACAAGCACCCCAUCGAGUGGCUCUUCAAGUGAAGCCAGGAGUAGCUCCGAAUCAGCUUCUGAGACUUCCUCCUCAUCUGAGACUUCCUCUUCAUCUGAGACUUCCUCCUCAUCUGAAUCAAGAAGAUCUACAACUAGUGCAGCAACAGCUGCUGGAUCAUCAUCAUCAAGCUCAUCAACUGCAACAAACACAUCUAAUUCCAAAUCUAGUGGAGUUGUCAUUGAACCAAUUAAUUGGAAAAAAUCAAUUGCUAUUGCUGGUUUAAUUGGCUCAUCAUUUGUUUUUAGCUUGUUGUAA
Lodderomyces oxycetoniae is the source of this 636-nucleotide messenger RNA. RefSeq lists its product as uncharacterized. The transcript has a single exon. Lineage: Eukaryota; Fungi; Ascomycota; Pichiomycetes; Serinales; Debaryomycetaceae. The record is from RefSeq and is a predicted model, not a curated record. Bases 1 to 636 code for a protein of 211 amino acids.